Molecule: messenger RNA, 1880 nt
Organism: Marasmius oreades (fairy-ring Marasmius)
Lineage: Eukaryota; Fungi; Basidiomycota; Agaricomycetes; Agaricales; Marasmiaceae
Exons: 9
Coding region: 546-1880 (444 amino acids)
Biological process (GO): lipid metabolic process
Molecular function (GO): oxidoreductase activity
Source: RefSeq, a predicted model, not a curated record
GAUCUUUUCCCACUGUUACAUCUUCGACUUGGUGUCCCCAAUUACGCGAAAGCAAGAAAUGAUCAAUCCUCUACAAUAACCGAAACGCCGCCAUCGGUUCAAUUUCGAUCCUGACGUGAUCCAGUUCCUAAUAGCGACCCCGCAAUCUUGGGGUACUGAUAGGGGUCUGUUUUGUAUCUACGGACAGUGACUUAUCUAUCGACCUUCGAUCCUUGCUACCAUGCUGCAUGGGAUUUGACAGUGAUCUAGAGACCUGGGGAAAGACGUUGAUGUGCGCUGGAACUGCUCCGACUGUGGAAGGAGGAUGAUAGCGACCGGUGGUCAGUAGUUGCCGAGAACGAACUGGUAUGAAUCCGAUUGCGGUAAACUGGUCCGUGCUAUAGGAACGCGUUUCUCUCCCUACAACCUGCACCGUAUUCGAGAUUUCCAUCGAGAGUUUACAUAAACGAUUGCCGACAAGGCCGACGUUACCCUUGCAGACCAUUUUCGACAAAAAUCCUCCGUUGCGCACCCCUUCAUUGACAUAGGGUUGUCGUUCUACCAUCAUGGUCACAGAUUUCUCGGAUGCCGUUGUCGAGCAAAGAGUUUUUGUCGUUCCCGACUUCACCAUCAAAGACCUGCUCAGUGUCAUCCCACCGCAUUGUAACAAGCGAUCAGCUCUCAGGUCUUCGCUCUACAUCUUGAUGGAUGUGGUACUCAUUGGUGCUAUCCACAAAACCGCAACCUUUGCAGAUGCAUAUGUCACCCCUACAGCCGUUUCUUUUCUCCAUCCUCCCUUGUACCCUCUCGCUCGGUUCGCCAUAUGGUCUUUGUAUGGUUUUGGUGCAGGCCUUUUCGCGACUGGUCUAUGGGUUAUCGCGCAUGAAUGUGGACAUCAAGCAUUCUCCGACUCAAAGUUCAUCAAUAACGCAGUUGGAUGGAUUCUUCACUCCGCCUUGGGAGUUCCUUACCAUUCCUGGAGAAUUACGCAUGCUAAACAUCACGCCUCAACCGGUCAUAUGACUCAAGACCAGGUCUUUGUGCCCCCCACCCGUUCUGAACUUGGUCUUAAGCCUCAGGAUACCACCAAAGAGGAUCGGCUAGGCGCAAGAGUAUCGGAAGAAGUGAAAAAGGAACUCUGGGAGGCAUUGGGUGACUCCACUAUCGGUGCGACUCUUGGAGCUGCCAGGUACUUGCUUGCAGGAUGGCCGGCCUACUUGUUGAGAAAUGCCUCUGGGCAAAAAAGGUACCCUAAAGGAACGAACCAUUUUAAUCCUGAGUCCCCCAUGUUCAAUUCCAAACAGUAUUCGGAAAUCAUCCUGUCGGAUAUAGGAGUCUUCCUCUGGCUUGCAGGCAUCAUUGGAUGGAUCUGCUACAAAGGAUUUGCCGAAGUUUUUGUCCUCUACGGCAUGCCAUAUCUCUGGGUCAACCAUUGGCUUGUUUUGAUUACAUUCCUUCAGCACACCGACCCUCUCCUCCCUCGCUACCGUGCUUCGGAAUUCACCUUCCCCCGUGGUGCCCUUACCACGCUCGAUCGCAAUUUGAUGGGAGAUCUCGGAAGUUUCAUGGGCUGGCUCGGAGCUGUUGCCACUCAUGGUAUCUCAGAGACCCAUAUCCUUCAUCAUGUCUCUAGCCGUAUUCCACACUAUCAUGCUUGGGAAGCCAGUGCAGCCCUGAAAAAGAAGCUGACUGAUGCUGGCAUGUGCUGUGAAGGCCGCCCAGGUGGAUGGGCCGAAAUCUACCGUGUUUACAAAGAAUGCAAGUUCGUCGAAGAUGAAGGUGACGUCGUUUUCUUCAAGAACGCGUAUGGUCUCGCCCAGAUGCGGCCAGUGUUCAAUACGGAGUAUCCCAGCGACUCUGGAAUCGAAAUCAAUAAGAAGUGUAGACUUGACUCGUACUAG